Molecule: messenger RNA, 5257 nt
Organism: Spirodela intermedia
Lineage: Eukaryota; Viridiplantae; Streptophyta; Magnoliopsida; Alismatales; Araceae
Source: the annotation of a GenBank genome assembly
AUGGGCGGUAAGAUGGCGCUUGCUGCUGGAUUCCCUUCUUUCUGCUCUUCUUCUGGUAGGUUUUCUCUGGCAUGUCGCUGACUUGUCACCGGGGCGGUGUCCAUUAUCUAUCUCCUGUGCAGCUGCUGGCGGCGGAAAGAGAGAGGCGAGUGGCGACGCUGUUGGUUCUGGCAGGGAUGGCCGUGUCAGUCUGUGGUUUGCGACUAAUCCGAGCAAGAGAUGGGGGGAGGGGUUUUUCAUGAUCUACACUCCCUUCUGGCUCACUCUCUGCCUGGGGAUCGUCGUCCCCUACAGGCUCUAUGAGGUGAGGCCACAGACUUCAUGUAGUGUUUCCUGAACACCCCCGAAACACAGGAGCGGACUUCCUUCUUCUGUUUUUUAGUCAUUCCCUGUAGUGUUAUUACCAUUUAUGAUUCACCACGAGUUGACAUAUUGACGUUUGGAGUCCUAUUCUGGCACAUUUCCAUGUCAGAAAAUGAUUCUAUAUUUCAUAAUUAUUUGUAUACCUUCAUGUAGUUGGUUAUGUUUUCGCGAUUAUUUAAGCUUAUUUAUCUGGGAACUUUUUCAUCCAGAUAAUUCGUAGGGUAGAAUCGACGUGCUUAACCUGGAUAUUGAAGUGGCUUGUUCAUGUUCACUUUUUUGAAACUUAAGGGUGUUUUUUGUGACUUAUUUAUUUAGAUAAAUAUUAACGUAAAUAGAAGAAAGACAGAUAAUUUGCUAAUAUACCUUUGAGUCUUACAUUGAUUAUGCUUCUUCCUGUAAUCAUAUUUCUGAUAACCAUUAUUUAUGAUGGCAGAGGUUCACCGAGUUGGAAUAUUUGCUUCUUGGAAUGGUCUCUGCAGUCCCAUCAUUUGUAUUGCCCCUUAUAUUUGUUGGCGAGGUGAGCACUAAAUUAAUGAUUGUUUCUUUUUGCGGCAAUUGAUUUUUUUAAAGUUUAUGUUUUCCAUUAAGAUAAACAUUCUAGAGCAAGGCUGGCUGACUCUAUCGUCCAGAGAUUUAGAAAGAGGGAGAACCAGACCGGAUUAUGGUGACUUGUUCUUGACUUGACUUUGGCCAACUUAACACAUAUAACUUUAUAGUUAAAAUUUUCUUAGGUAAUUUUCCCCCAGGUCUUCCUGAUGUGUCCUGGGAAUCAAAGCUUUGAAAAAUGGAUCAAAUCUGUACAAGUCCGAUGGAGUUACACCAUCCUAGAAAACCAUGCUUGAAAUCGCCAGGCUUUGUCCGCACUGUGUGAAAGUUGUAUUCUUGAGCUUGUUCACCAAGAAAACUGGAAGCAUAUCUGAUUGAUGAAAUUAGUAUCUUGGAAAGUUUCAAUUUUUCUUUGACUGCUAAAAUAUUUCGUUUUCUAAUGACUGCUAAGAUUCUACUGCAACUGUUAUUCUGAAUUACGUUUUAUGAUAUGCAUAAUUUAAUUCUAGGUAAAUGCAAUAUCUGCGUUUUGAUCCUUGGCACAAUUUGGAAUGUAGGAACACCCUGAUUUUUGUGUUAAAGCUGUUCAGUAGAGAAACUUUUGAUUUCUAUUUGCUCUAAAGUGAGACAGUGAGAUUGAGAUUUUGCAAUUAGGGUUCUUAGUUCUUCAAUUGUGACCGGAUUGGGGAUUUAACUUUCUUUAUUCCAUGUUGGCAUAGACCACUUGAGAUCUGUGCAUUGGGCUCCAAUUCGUUGAAAUCUCAUCUGUCUAUUAUAUGUUCUUCUCUUUUCUAUAUGUAAUGCAUUUUUGUACUACCUAUUGCCUAAGUCAUAUCUGCAUUGGAUCUCUACCAUUUAGUUUUCUCAGGUCUCUGAUGCAGAAUCAUUUUUAUACGUUCUGUCCACCAUUCCUAUUUUAAAAUUUCCUCUAAGUCCGGACCCUGAAUGCAUCAUGCAUGUGAUUUCAUAGUAAGGAAGUCAACUGGUUGAAUUCCUCUCUGAGUGCUGAUUGCCUGUCAUGUUUACUCAGUCUGAGAUUUUGCCUGCCUCUAUUCCUUGUUACAGGCAGAUAAGGGUAAAUGCUGGAAGGAUCGAUAUUGGGUAAAGGUAAGCUCUUUUAUCUUCUGAAAUUUCAUUUGGAAUUUUGGAAGAGAUGCUUUCUUUAAAGGCUAUUUUCAUUUCAUCAUGCCUGAAUCUUCAAUCUGUUGGGCAUGGCAGUCAAUUAUGAAUUUUUGGUUGAAUGUUUAUGAAUUAUUUUAAAAUCAGUUCAAGCAUGUAGGCUCUGUGACAGAAAUAGAGGGAGAGAAAACGAAGAUGUGCUGCAUAGGAUUAUAACCGUUUACAAUGAAUCUGAAAAUUAUUUUUUCAUCAUUACAUCCUAUUCCCACUUGAUUAAAGAGAAAAUUAUAAAAUGUUGAUCAAACUGGCAUUUUGUAUGAAUAUAGUGUUGUAGCAUAAGCCAUUUUGAGAAUGUGAGGGUAUAUGCAAAGGGAAUGCUGUGGUCAUAAUACGAGGAGAAAAUAAAAGAUUUUCUUGAGGAUUUUCUAAGGAAGUGUAGGGAGGAUAGAGAAAAGAAAGGUUAAUGGAGGUGGUGAUACAAAAAUGGGAUACAAUCAAGCUUCAGCAUAGGUGACGGACAUGGUGGAAAAAUAAUCCAUAUCCUGGACCCCAGUAGGUUAAUAUCUAGAUCAUCAUUAUCUACCAUUCAAAUAAAUAAAUAAAAUUCAAAUUAGUGAAUGGACUACAUAAAAAAUGAUUUUGCUGAAUUGAUUCAAGAUUGGCAUGACUGUAGUCACUUGUUGGAGAUGCAAUAAUGUUGUCUGACUUUCUAAAACUGGGGAAGCAUUAACAGGCAACAUUAUCAAUGUUGUUAGAACUAUAGUUACUGAUCUUAAAAUGUUCUUCUCUCAUGGGGCCAUUGUCACGGGGUGGCCAUGCGAGUAGUGUCAAAGUCAUCUUAUGGUGAUUUCAAUUGUAAAUCCCUCAAAUAUCCUGUGAGAAACUGCAGGUGGAAUCGCUUUUACUAUUUCUCCCUGGCAGCCAUCUUCCAUUUGCACAGAUUAUAGAGCAGUGGUAAAAUUGAUUUAAUCACACGAUGUAUUUUUACCAUUUAAUCUUCCUAUUACUUAAAUUUUUAAUAUUUUGCUCAAAAUCUUCGGUUUGACUGGGGUUGGCCCUAAUCAAGUGAUCAAAGCCGAGUCCAGCUGGGUCCAAUCAAGUAUAUUCCUCCUGAUCCUGUGACUGAGUUCAUGCUUUUAGAUGAUUGCCCCACUAGGUCUCAUCUUCAACGAUAGAGCAGAACGAAAUAUGAUAAGAUUAAUGCAUCUGCAACAAAUCAUCAUUCUCAUGUAUAAUAGCUAGGAAUAUCUUUUUCCCUGAAUACUGAUUUAAUUUACGACAUCGAAUGAUUUCACAGGAGUUUUUAUCCACAUUAGAACCUUGUACUGCCAUGAACCAGAGUUAAGAUGACAGUCACAAAUGUAAACUGACGCUGGCUAAUCUAGGGUUUUUGCCGGUAGAAGUAUGGAUCCUAUUGUCUCUCAUUAUCAAUCCUCCCCACUGAAAAGACCAUGAAGACUUCACCAUCAACUCAAAUACAGCAUGUGUGUUCAUGAAUCAUCUUGCCCUAGCUCCAAACGACAAGUGCAUAUAUAUUCAUGGGGGCAGAAGAUUUUCGGUCUCCUGUCUCCAAAGAAGGAUGAUAAGGCCUGUGAUCGUGUCACUUCGUGGAUGGGUGCGUGAUGCCGAUGAAUUGCUGCAUUUAAAUCAUCUUUUAGGGCUCGGUCACUGUAAUAUCCGUGCAAGGGUUGGCAAGGGGAUGUGAUGUGAAGAUCUUUUCUUUGUUGAUACCACAUCAGAAUUUAUGGAUAGGCCCUUUCUUUGGGUGACUUUCCUUUUUCAUUUCAAAUACUAUUCCAUCAGAUUGAAUACUCUUCUUAUGAUAUCAGAACAAAAUUUUCAUCAUGCUUUUAAGUGAUCAAUUCUCUUUGCAGGCAAACCUCUGGAUUGUGAUCUUUAGCUAUGUUGGGAACUACUUCUGGACUCACUAUUUUUUUAAAGUUCUUGGAGCAUCCUACACGUUUCCAUCAUGGAAAAUGAACGAUGUAAGUCAACAGGAAUUGCGAUCAGUUGCGUUUGUUAUGGAUUUGAGUUGUUUGAUCGAAAUUAUUUCAUCAAUAUUCUUCUGUUUAAAUUUUUUUCUUCACCAACAUUCCCUAUCCCGUUAAAUUUGACUAAGAGACAACCCUGCUUAGCUCUUAUAUUUGAUCAAAGUUCAUGUAAACAAGUUUGCUGUGGUGUUCUUAUUGUUCUUAGUAGAUCAAUCAUCGGUUCAAUGUUUCCUUUUUAAUCUUUUCAAAUAACUUAUCAUGGUGAUCUCAUCUGAUCCAGGUGCCACACACAACUUUCCUGCUCACCCACGUUUGCUUCCAGUUUUACCACGUUGCAUCAAAUCUGACUCUCCGUAGACUGCGCCAUUCUAUCGCUGACUUGCCACAGACGAUCCAAGUGGCAGCAGAGGGGGCAUGGGUCCUGGCCCUCGCAUACUUCAUUGCAUACUUGGAAACUAUAGCGAUUUCCAAUGUAAGUACAGACUCACUGGUAUCAUCUUGCUGAUUACUUAUGUCUAAUCCCAUUCUUAGUUCAAAAUUUACUUCCGCAGACAUGAAUCUGGGCAACAUGUCUCAUAGUUGACUAUCAUCACUUCGAUGAUGUCUGAUUUUUCGGUUGGGAGACCUCUCUAUGGUAGAAGAGUGUGACAUAACUCAACCCUUUUCUUGGAUUUGCAGUUUCCUUAUUAUCAGUUUGUUGAUCGGGCAUCAAUGUACAAAGUGGGGUCGUUGUUCUAUGCUAUUUAUUUUAUCGUCAGCUUCCCCAUGUUCUUGAGGUAAGAAGUCUCAAUCCAAGAUCGCUUCAUUCCUUGCCAUUAUAUCCUAUGCAGUGCAUCAUCCAGCGUAUUUCUUUCCCAUUUGGCCUUAAAACCAAGCCCAAAAACUAAAAAAUAGCCCGAGCCCUGCUUAAACUGGUGAUUAUUGAUAGGAGACUUUCCAUUUUACAGCCUUUUUCAUGGUUCCCAUUAAUAGAAUGUCCACUGAUAUCCCUCUACCGCAAUAUCUGACAUCUCUCUCUCUCUCUCUCUCUCUCUCUGUGUCUCUCUCUCUGUGUUGUCUCCAGGGUAGAUGAGAAACCUGGCGAUCCGUGGGAGCUUGGGAGGGUGGCCGUUGACGCACUCGGCGCCGCCAUGCUCGUCACCAUCAUCCUCGACCUCUGGCGGAUAUUUCUUGGGCCCAUCGUUCCCGUCUCUGGGGCAAACCAGUGCUCACAGCCAGGGCUCCCAUGGUUCCAGUGA